CCAAAACAGAUGACGCAAUACGGACGUCAGGUUUCCUGUGUUCGGGUUCCGGGUUUAGUUAAAAACAUUAACGAUCCAGGAACACCAGCAGCAACCGAGACAUAGCGUUAAUAUAACGUUAACGCACAGUGAGAGGUUUCUAUUCUAUAACAACCGUCGGAGCUCUGAACGGAGAUGAGACGGUGUCUUCAGGUUGUGUUGCUGUUCGUGUUGGUGGGACUCAUCAAGAGCUGGGACGAUGGCAGCGUGCUGCUGCGGGACGUCCAGGUGUUGACUCUGUACAGGGAUCGCCAAACCACAGCGAGGCGCUCCAGCCCGGUGCCUCAGCUCCAGUGUGUCGGAGGCUCGGCGGGAUGCCGGGCCUUCGUCCCAGAGGUGGUCCAGUGUCAGAACAAAGGCUGGGAUGGAGUGGAUGUACAGUGGGAGUGUAAGACUGAUAUGGACAAUGCCUACCGAUUUGGUCGCAUUGAGGUGAGCUGUGAGGGCUACAGCAACCCUACUGAUGCCCACAUACUGAAGGGCUCCUGUGGGCUGGAGUACACCCUGGAACUGACCAAAGAGGGCCAGAGGACCACACAAGGCAGCCGGGGUUCCGACAGUGGAUUCAUGGGAUCUGGAGGUCUCGGGGGCUUUGCCUCCAGUUUCUUCAGUGGUUUCUCUGGAAACAAGCAGCAGAGCCAGCAGAGCCAGCAGAGCCAUCAGAGCUCUUACCCCUCAAGUGGCGGGGACUCGGGAGGCCUGGUGGUGGUCGCUGUGCUUCUGCUCUUAGGCUACGGCAUCUACAAGCUGUUCCUCAGCGGGAACAACACGUCCCAGUGGGGGCAGGACAGCGGACAGGCCGGUUACCCCGGAGAUAAUCGCCACGGCUCCACAGCAGGACCGCCGCCCCCGGGAUUCAGACCUGACUUCACAGGCAAUCCUGGUGGCAAUCCUGGUGCCAACCCUGGCUACGGUUUCCACAGUGACUACACUCAGAGACAACAGUACCCAGGAGGCGGAGCUUUUCCUGGCACAGGCACAUGCGGAGGCACAAGCAGAGGCACAAGCAGAGGCACAGGCGGAGGCUUCUGGACCGGCAUGGGAACAGGAGGGAUGUUGGGAUAUCUCUUUGGCAGUCAGAGAAGCCAGCCCUACAACUCUAACUACUCCUCUUACACCGACAACAGACGUCCUUCGCCUGGACACUCCCCCUCUUCCUCUGGGACACGUACUGCUUCAGGUUUUGGAGGAACCAAGAGGAGAUAGAAGUUGUGGAGGUGGCCAGAUGACGGACGGCACUGAGAAUAAUGAAGAACAAGCUCAGCGUCGGCUGGUGGAAGGUCAAACAUGACAAAAGCACCAUGAGAAGACCUUCUCUUAAUGCAAGAUGAACUUGUCCAACAACAUAGUAACAUAUCUACUCAGGUUCUACGUUCCUCUGGAGAGCUGUGACAGGAAGCACCGGCUCUUUUUUAGUUUUUCUGUGAAAGUGUGGUUUGAGCUUUAGCCGGGUAUUAGUAUGUUAUUACUUUUAUGUGUUUUAAGAAGAUGAUCUUGCAGUUGUUCAUUCACUCAAUCAGCAUUUUGUAGGCAAGAUGACAUAAUUCAGACACAGAUAUCUAUGAAAACUGUAACACCUUUUGCAUUCAGGCAGAUAUGGAGAAAAGAAUAUGUACACACCAGAGGCAAGAAUCAUGACUUUAAUUAUGUUACUUAUCGGUAAAGCUCUUUAUUUGCUCCUACCGGCUAGCCCUCAUACCUUUGCUUUCCAUGUCAUUUAAUUAAUUCAGUUUGAAUGUAUAUAGCAGUUUGAAUUUGAACCUUUUGAAGUGUUUUAUUAAAGGCCCAGACACACCAACUCGACAUCACAGAACUAGCGGCGACGAAGGCCGAUGAUCAGAUGAGAUGAAGAUGAACAAUGAGAGGAGCCUUCUGUGUGUAUCCUCUUGACUUUCCUCACUUCUGUUUCUCUUCUCGUGCACUGAUUCAUUUAAUCUGAACAGCCAAUCAGAGUGAUUUCUCUCACCGACGGGGCCGGGACACACCGCAAAAAGAGACACUCACGGACGGUCGGCUCGGUGUGUCAGGGCCUUUAGAGGACAUGUUAUUUUGAGGAUAUGAUGUGUGAUAUUUUUGUAAUUAGCUAAUAAAUAAUAGAGAAACCAAAAAAA
This is a messenger RNA of Sebastes umbrosus (honeycomb rockfish), 2150 nucleotides long. It is a transcript of the gene saraf, whose product is annotated as store-operated calcium entry-associated regulatory factor. The coding region runs from base 175 to 1245 and encodes 356 amino acids. The record is from RefSeq and is a predicted model, not a curated record. Lineage: Eukaryota; Metazoa; Chordata; Actinopteri; Perciformes; Sebastidae. The transcript has 7 exons. Gene Ontology annotation, biological process: regulation of store-operated calcium entry. Gene Ontology annotation, cellular component: endoplasmic reticulum membrane.